GCAUUAUGAACUCGACAGCCGUUCUGUUCGCUACACUAGCAAUCAUUUGCGUCCACGGAGGACCUAUCAGUAGUCGAUUGCAGCCAAACAGCCCUGGAAACAUUAGAAGACUGCGCAAUUUGGCCCCUGCCGACUUGGCGGAGGAAUUGAGCGGACAAUUCGAGGGUGACAUCAUUCUGACCGAAGCACAGCAAGAUGAGAUCCUCUCCCGCAAAAGAAACGGUCGCAUUGAAUUGGCCUACAGAUGGCCAAGCAACGAAAUUCCGUACGAGAUCGUCGUGGAUGAUUUUGCUGCGGAACAGAUAGGUCACAUCGAGCGUGGUAUCCGUCUGUUGGAGAGACAAACAUGCCUUCGGUUUAGACCACGUCGAAACCAAACUGAAGAUUACAUCCGAGUGAUAGGAAACAACCCUUCCGGCUGUUGGUCCUGGGUUGGAAAUGUUCGAGAAGGCAUGCAGGAGCUACAUCUGGCGCCCGCUGAGUUGGAGAGCGGAUGCUUCCGUUUGGGAACCAUCGUGCACGAGUUUAUCCACGCUAUAGGUUUCUUCCAUAUGCAAAGUGCCAGCGAUCGGGAUGAUUAUGUGGAGAUUCACUACGACAAUAUCCUCGAGGGUACCGAGUCGAAUUUUCUGAAGUAUUCAGCCGAUGAGGUGACAAGUUUCGAUGUGAGGUAUGACUACGGAAGUGUGAUGCAUUACGGUGGAACGGCGUUCAGUAAGAAUGGACUACCGACGAUUGUUCCAAAAGAUCCCAAUGCAGAAAUCGGACAACGGAUCGGAAUGAGCGAACGUGAUAUUUCCAAAAUUAAUCUCAUGUAUCGAUGUUUGGGCAAAAAAGUAUAGCGGUUUAUAUUAAAGAAUCUACAGAGCUCACAUAA
Messenger RNA from Toxorhynchites rutilus septentrionalis, 877 nucleotides. RefSeq names its product blastula protease 10-like. Gene Ontology annotation, molecular function: metalloendopeptidase activity; zinc ion binding. Gene Ontology annotation, biological process: proteolysis. Bases 6 to 842 code for a protein of 278 amino acids. The record is from RefSeq and is a predicted model, not a curated record. The transcript has 4 exons. Lineage: Eukaryota; Metazoa; Arthropoda; Insecta; Diptera; Culicidae.